Messenger RNA from Didymodactylos carnosus, 1449 nucleotides. The record is from the annotation of a GenBank genome assembly. NCBI's taxonomy places the organism in Eukaryota, Metazoa, Rotifera, Eurotatoria, Philodinida, Philodinidae.
AUGUUACACGCUAAUUCUAUCAACGUAAAACCCAAACAACAUAAAAUCUCAAAUAAUUCCAAAAUUAGAAUAGCUUAUUAUACACCAAUGUUAGGAAAUCGUAUUGAUUCAUCAUCAACAGAAAAGAUAUUUAAUCAAAAUUUUAAAAAAGUAUGUGAAAUGAUCGAUCCCGAAGAUUUUUCAAUGGCAAACAUCGUCAUUGUUAGUAUGCCAGAUUUAAAACGAUUACCAGAACGCGAUUAUAGGACUCAUAGAAAGGAACAACUAUGGCUAUUUUAUACUGAAGAAUCACCACAUAAUACAUACAAAUAUUAUGUUAAAAAUAACCCGAAACAAUUGUUUAAUACAACAAUAUUUGAUGAUUGGUUUAAUUUAACGAGUACUUUGAAACCGGAGUCGGAUUUUCAUAUACAAUACAAAGGUUAUCGUAUUAAGCAAGAAAUAGUUGUUUUAUUAAAAGAUAAAUUAAACUAUUCUUUGCCAUCGUUAGUAUCAAACGAAUCUUCCCUUACUGUAAAUUUAUCUCUCUCCAAUCUAACUAUCCUCUCGAACGUGUUAAUUUCUGAAAUAUAUGCGCGACAAGAUGCAUUAAAAAGUAAUUGUCCACAUGGAUGUAAUCGUCAAUUAUCAGAACAAAUAUAUGAGAGGUUACAGAAAUAUUUACCAUCUCUUGAUUAUACAACGGAGAAAACAAAAUUGAUUGCCUGGUUUGUUAGUAAUUGUAACACUCACUCAAGAAGAGAAGAAUAUGUGAAUGAAUUAAAAAAACAUGUACCAGUAGACAUCUACGGCGAUUGCUCAUGGCAUCUGAAACGACGAUAUGAAUGUACAAAAUGGAUCAAUAAACCAGAAAAUUGUACAAAAAAAUUAUUAAAACAAUAUAAAUUCUAUCUAUCGUUUGAAAAUAGUCAAUGUGAUACAUACAUAACAGAAAAAUUUUGGUCACAUGGCUUAGGAUAUAAUGGACAAAUUGCUAUUGUGCCAAUUGUUUCAGGAGCUAAAAAGGAACAAUAUGAGAAAAUAUCUAUAAACAAUUCAUUCAUUCAUGUUGAUGAUUUUAAGACAUCAAAAGAACUUGCUAAUUAUCUUCUCUAUUUGGAUAAGAAUAACACAGCAUAUAAUAAAUAUCUAGCAUGGAAAUCAGUGUACGAUAUAGAAGAUCAUUAUUCGCCUACAAGAGAUAUGCAUUCAUCAGUAUGUUUACUAGGACACUAUCAACGUUUACAUGAUCAACAAACAAGAAAUGCACAAGAACAUAAUCAAUAUUUGAUGAAUAAAAUAAAAAGGAUAUUUUCUAUCGAUGAAAUUAAUUUGAAAAAUUUUAAUUGGGAAACAAGUAAAACAAACUUAAUACGUAUUAGUCAAUUUUAUUCUAUAAAAACAUGUUGGGAUAUCGGCUAUCCAAAUCUUCUUCAAAGGUUUUAUAACUUCUUUUUUACAUGGAAUUAG